AAACAAUAAACGUCAUUCAUCCCAACAAACGCAUUUCAAUUUUAUUUGAAACAAUUGUUAGAUUUUAAAUUAUUAAUUGUGCAAGUGUAGUUAAUUAUGUGGUGAAAAGUAAUAACACCUUUUAUCAAAAUAUCUGAAUAUGUUUUUAUGACAUAAUUUUAAGGGACGAGAUGUCGAAGGCUGUUGUAAUACCCGAGUGUACAAAGAAUAUACGGGAUUUGAACGAGGGGCUAUCUAUAUCCCCAACUGACAAAAAGCACGGUACACUUGGUUUGUUUAGUAGAUUAUUACGUUUGGAUUCGCUAAGAAGAGGCGAGGGAGAGACUAGUGUAUCUGGGAGUCCAACUUCAUCAGAACCCCCAAGUACCUACUAUGGUGUGUACAUCCCCUGUGAAAUUAAAAAAGGACCAGAUGAAGAAGCUCUGCAUGUAUAUAAGAAUAAAGCGGAGGCAUUAGAACUGGUUCGACGUUACAAACUAGCCAGGUUUAAGGCUUUUCAUAACCGCCACGAUGCUGUCUCAUUUGCUUUGCGGGGUGCAGAGCCUGUGGAUACACAUGAUGGAAAUGACAAUUCCCUUAUGGGAGAGAAGCCGUACCCUUUCAAGGCGCCGUCGCCCCAGGACAUGGUGGCCCUCCGGAAGGCCAUCGAGGCUGGUCUCACGGCCACGGUCAGCGAACGAGUCUGGGACAAUCCGCGCUUUCUAGUCAGCAGCGGGAACACACCGGCUAUACUACAGGAGGGUUCCCGAUACAACGCUCUGCACGUGGCAGCUAAGUCAAUGAACGCGGAGAUAUGCAACCUGAUUUUGAAUACGGUUGGCAACCCAGUCUUCGUGCAGACAUUGUACGGCUCUGAUGCUGACGCGGAGUCCUGUAAGGAGUUCGCUUCGAUCCUAGUAGACAGGUAUCUCAACACUCCCGACAAAGCGAUGAACGAGACCCCGCUACACUUCGCGGCUAAGUUUGGAGCAGAAGAAGCGGUAGAUGUGCUCACUUCAUUCCCUCAGUGCAAUCGGCAAGCGGUCAACAAGUAUGGCGAACAACCGAAACAUGUGAUCUGCAAACGCGCUACCAACUCAUCCCCCGAGGUCGUGGACCGCAUAGGGCUCAUGCUGCGCGACCGGUUCUACGUGCCCGUGCUGCACGCUGAGCAUGAUGCAGCACCGCCCACUAUAGGCUGGCCCUUCACGCCUGCAGCUCCGCCGGAGAUAAACCCGGACCCGUUGAGUCCCCGGUACGAGAUACGCGCGUACGCCGGUCCCAUGCCUGUCUCUGACGCGGAAACCUUCCGGAGACGGUGGAAGACUCCACCCAGAAACCAAGGCCAAAUGCCCCGGGCCUUCCGCCUGCGGGACCUGAGCAAGGGGCUCGAGACUGUGGGCAGGGACUUAGCUGAGCAAAUGAAGAUCGGUUGGAAAGAGUACUGGCCAUUCUUAGACACGUUCACAGAUCUUCGAACUCCCGAGGGUCUAACUCUCCUAGAGAAUUAUCUGAAGACUAAAUACGACAGCGCCUGCUCUUUCGCCUACAACGAUAGUUGUGCUAACUCCCAACCACCCGAUGAAUUGUCAUUAUCAAGAUUAAGCUUUAACACAUCUCAACAAGCGAGUCCUACACAAGACCCAUUAAGUCCCAUGUCGGAAUUGUGCGUUGCGAUGCGAACUUGCAAAUUAACUUCGGAAAGACCCGCACAUUGGAAUCAGAACGAUUGCGUGAGACUCAGACUUUGUAGGCAACCGACGGCAACCAAGCCUGUUGUAACAAACGGGGAUUCCCCAGCGCCAAUGAAUCAUACAGUCAGCCAGCUUUUGUGCAUAGAAAGAACAUGCCAAGUGUUCGCAAAAAGGAUAGCGGAUGCUCUAGUCUUCUCAUUGACAGCUGAGCCGGAAGUCGCUGGGGAUUCGCUGAAAUCGGAAGCGAAACAUUUGCAACAUACCAUGCUCACAUACAUGGACGACGAACGAUUCCAGACCAUAGAUUUCGCUUUGAUACACUCUAGGUUGGCUCAGCUAGUCGUUUUCAAGUUGAAACAGAAGACUAAAGACUUGGACGAUAUCAAUCAUUUGGCGGAGUUUUUGAUUAAACUAAGAUGUCCCAACGAUGAUAUUUUUAGCUCCGACGAUGAAAGGAAACCUGUAUAUUAUAGGGGGACUAAUAGAAUUAAUAUGGCGCAAGUGAUUGACGGUCACGUAAGGUGCCUAGCUAGUUUUAUAUGCGAAGAAUUGACGGAAACGGAUGUGACGAAAGGGCCGGCGAUAUCGGAGAUCGAAUGUGCCGAUAUAUGGUCGAAGGCGUCAAAAUGCAGGUGCGACUGGAAGAUCGAGGCGUUCGAGAGGAACAGCAAGAAGAACGCGUCGUUCAGGAAGAACAGGUCCAGUUUGUUCACGAGUCCGAAGAGCGACAGCUUCAUAAGAAGAUUGUCGUUCGAUCACGAGAUUGGUGACGGCAAGCUUCAGAACAACGUAGCUGAACAAUUGGUCAGCGUGAAUUCACCCGCGGGCGACAGUCAACCGGAACUUUAUACCGUGACAACAGACAAAUGCCAAGUCGUGGCCGCUGAGAUAUCGGACGACGAGUCGGGCGGGUCGAGUCAGUCCGAUGGCGAGGACGCUUAUAUGACCGCGUCCGAAAACGAGGACGAGAACGGAAUGAUGGAGGCCAGCGACCGAGCCAUCGCCGAAACCUUUAUAUACGGCGAAGAGCCCAGUAAGAUGGAUCGCCUUGUAUUCGAUGCGGUGUCCCAGUGUCCCGUGGAUCCUGCACAGUUUCCCAACGUGUAUCGGUGGAGGCAUACCGUGGCCUUGUAUACGCCUGCUGAGAGAGAAGCUUGGCCAACGAUUUCAUCCAACGAGGAUAACUACUCGCCCCGCUCGUUGAACAUCCCUCUAUCUCCGUCGGUAGUGAACUCCCCUUCGUUGGGGAUAUGUCCUUCCCCCGGGGUAUCGACCCCGGAUCGAUGCUCGACGCCCAAACGAGAUAUACGCCAGUCUACGCCGCGAGCAACGCAUACGCCGUUACAGGUGUCAAAUUGGCUGCGCGUGACGGGACCGAAUUCGCCGCGAUCCGCGACGGCAACAAAGAACGCUGACCACAACGUGAGUUUAGGAUUUUAAGUCAACCUAAAAUAUUCAGGCAACACACGAAUCUAUUCUUUAUAACUAUGUUAAUUACAUUUAUAAUCCCGCGUAUUGACUAACUCUUACGACCAUUGACUAUGAAAAUGUUUACUUUAAAUAUAAACACAAUAGUUGCACAAAUAAGAGAUUCCGAUAUUAUGCUAUCCCGGUUUUUGUACUUUAAAACAGAAAGGAACUCAAAAUAUAUUAUCUUUUGACUAUGAAAUAACGUGUUUCUCAGAAAUACUAAGCAUAAUAGUUAACACAACAUAAAGAGAGUCUCCUAUUUUAGUUUCUGCAGAAUGCGUUAUUUUUGCAAUAAAAUAAGUUUUUUUUAAUUAAAUAGUUGUUAAUUAGAUAUUUCAUUAUUUUUUCCACUUGUGACAAUAGGGAGUUUCCUUUGAUUAUGGCGUGGGUACUUUCCUGCGUAGAUUUAGGUGUGUAUUUGCGUUAACACAAUAAAUAGUCCAUGAAUAAAUGUAAAUCCCAAAGUAUGGAUUUAAUAAUUAUACUUACAUUUGUCCAGUAAGUUACAGUCUAAAUUGACCAUAUUUACGGUUAAUGAUAUGUUCUUAUGAUUGGUAAAAGACAAAAAAAUUACGACAUAUUUUAACAAAAUAUCAUCAAGAGCAAUAAAAGCAGGAGUUAUGAAAGAUAAUGUUUUAACUUUAUAAUUAAUCUUUGAUUGUCAUAUCUUUAUAUAUAUAAUUCUUCUGUGAGUGUGUAUGUCACUGAACUUCUCUUAAACGACUGCACCGAUUUUGAUGAAAUUUUUUGUGUGUUCAAGGGGAUCUGAGAAUGGUUUAGAUUCACAAUUUUGUCCGCUGGACAACCCCUAUUUUUUUAGGGCG
Messenger RNA from Chilo suppressalis (striped riceborer), 3967 nucleotides. The record is from the annotation of a GenBank genome assembly. NCBI's taxonomy places the organism in Eukaryota, Metazoa, Arthropoda, Insecta, Lepidoptera, Crambidae.